This is a messenger RNA of Sphenostylis stenocarpa, 1377 nucleotides long. Lineage: Eukaryota; Viridiplantae; Streptophyta; Magnoliopsida; Fabales; Fabaceae. The record is from the annotation of a GenBank genome assembly.
AUGGAUCAGAUGGGAAGUGUGCUUCUGGAAAGAUAUGAACUUGGUAGAUUAUUAGGCCAAGGGACCUUUGCAAAGGUCUACCAUGCUAGGAAUCUGAUAACUGGCAUGAGUGUGGCCAUUAAGGUAAUUGAUAAAGAAAAAAUUUUGAAAGUUGGACUGGUUGAUCAGAUUAAGCGUGAAGUUUCAGUGAUGAGAUUAAUCAGACAUCCACAUGUAAUUAAGUUUUAUGAGGUUAUGGCCACUAAAACCAAAAUUUACUUUGUCAUGGAGUAUGCAAAAGGUGGUGAGCUCUUUAACAAGGUACUCAAAGGAAAGCUCAAGGUGGAUGUUGCUAGGAAAUAUUUUCAGCAACUGAUUAGUGCUGUUGACUACUGCCAUAGCAGGGAGGUGUGUCAUCGAGACUUAAAACCUGAAAAUCUACUUUUGGAUGAAAAUGACGAUUUGAUGGUUUCAGACUUUGGGUUGAGUGCCCUUACUGAAUCCAAGUGCAAAGAUGGAUUACUCCAUACUACAUGUGGUACCCCUGCCUAUGUUGCUCCAGAAGUGAUAAACAGAAAAGGUUAUGAUGGGAUGAAAGCAGAUGUAUGGUCAUGUGGGGUAAUCUUGUACGUUCUGUUGGCUGGUCAUCUUCCAUUCCAUGAUUCAAAUCUGAUGGUGAUGUACAGGAAAAUUAGUAAAGGUGAAUUCAAAUUUCCUAAAUGGUUUGAACCGGAUGUCCGCCGGUUAUUGAUCAGAAUGCUAAAUCCAAACCCAAAGACCAGGAUAUCAAUAGACAAGAUUAUGAAAAGUUCAUGGUUUAAGAUGGGGUGGAAGAAGCCUGCUACUACUGCUACCGAAAACCAAGAACUAGCUCCCCUGGAUGCCGAUGGAAUAUUUAAAGUGUGCGAGAAUGGUGGUCCAGAGCCAAAGCAUGAACUGACCAUGCCUUGUAACUUAAAUGCUUUUGAUAUUAUCUCCUUCUCAACUGGUUUUGAUUUAUCUGCUUUGUUCGAGGACACCGUUCUCAAGAAACAGAUGCGGUUCAUGUCGAAUAAGCCGGCCUCGAGUAUAAUCUCCAAGUUGGAAGAAAUUUGUAAGCAGCUUUGUUUGAAAGUAACCAAGAAAGAUGGAGGCUUGUUCAAGUUGGAAGGUUCCAAUGAAGGCAGGAAAGGUACUUUAGGUGUUGAUGCUGAGAUUUUUGAGAUUACCCCACACUUGCACAUAGUGGAAUUUAGAAAGCUCAAUGGGGAUACCAUGGAGUACCAGAAGCUUUUUAGACAGGAUAUUAGACCAGCACUUCAGGACGUUGUUUGGACCUGGCAAGGAGAAAAUCCACAGGAAGAACAGCAGCAACAUCAAGUAGUCCAGGAAGAGCACCAACCUUCUCCUACUGCUUAG